AUGAACAAGAGAGUAAAAAGAGUCUUUGUGCUAAUUCGAUUAUCAAUUAUACAGAGAACCUUUAUUGCCCGUGAUGAGCCAGAAGAAGACCGCUUAUCAGCGCGAGCAGUCCGACGUGCACGAUUUGAUCUAGAACGCGAGGAAGAGGAUGCUUUCGAUGCCCACGAGAUGGCAGCACGACUCAAAGAGCGCCAUCGACGUCGUCCACUGCGGAUGGCAACUGAUACAGCCAUUCCGGCUGUAUUGCAGCUUGCUGAUGUGAACGAGCCUAAUAUGUGGGUUGUUCGAUGUAAGCCCGGCAAGGAAAAAGAUAUUGUUCUCACGCUCAUGAGACGAGUCAGCGACGCCGAGCAAUACGGAGGAUCAACUUCAAAGAUUUUUUCUGCUUCUUGUAGAGAUUCCUUAAAGGGUUAUGUGUACAUAGAAGCGAGAAAGCUCGCCGACGUUCAAGCGGCUGUUCAGAAUGUCAACAAUGUAUUUGCUACAAAAAUACAGCUUGUGCCUGUAGACGAGCGUGCUGAUGUAAUUGUAAUAAAAUCUAAACGCGUCGAUCUUAAACCCAAUAGUUGGGUAAAGAUUAAGAAAGGUCGUAACGCUGGAGAAUUGGCGCAGGUUGUUGACAUAUCAGAAACUGGAGAUUCGGCAAGAGUUAAACUUGUGGCAAAGAAAGAUGAUCCAUUGUCCGGGGAUAAACGUAAAAAGCCGGCACAUGCUAAUAAUUAUAAGCGCGGAUACAUAGAGAGAGAUGUCAAAAUUUCAAACCUGAUCGUAGAUGAUGUAAGUCCAUCAGUUGACGAAAUCACAGCGUUUGCCGCAGCUCAGUUUGAGGAGGGAGCUACAAUCGCAACCUUAGCCAUCGACAGCCCACUCACGGCGGCCAUCAAAACUGAUUUCCAACCUGGCGACAUAGUAGAAGUAGUGGAUGGUGGUGAAGCAGGCUUGUAUGGAACCGUUGAUGUAGUAGAAUUGGGGAUGGUCACCUUUACUGUUUCGCCUGACAUCAACAGUGGCGCAUUACAAAAAGCUGUUGUGGAAGCCAGUCGAUUGAGGAAAAAAUUCUCACAAGGAGAUCAUGUUAAAGUACUUAAUGGCAAGCAUAAAGAUGCCACGGGAAUGGUAUUAGAAGUCAAAGGAACAACAGUUACUCUGGUUCUCGAUGAUACUAUGGAGGAGGCUGUGGUGUUCUCAAAAGAUGUCAAGAGAGCUGCUGAUGCCACAAAGAGUGUGACGUCUGAGAGCAAAUAUGAACUACAUGAAUUCGUUCAGCUAUUCAAUGGUACGUAUGGUAUCAUUGUCGGAAUCGAGCGUGGAUCCUAUCGUAUCCUUAGUGACGACGGGAUUGUACGAAGCGUUGAGGCAGUAGAGAUAUCAAGGAAGCUCGAUACUCGACGGGCGCAAGUCAAAGAUUCACACGGAAAUACCUUACAGCAAGGCGACUUGGCACAAGAAACUAUUCGAGAGAUGCGUGAGGGCAAGAUAUUACAUAUAUUCAAACACACGGCCUUUUUAUUAUCUCGUGACGUCUCUGAAAAUGGUGGUGUGUUUUUCACACGAUGGAAAAGUCUCAUCAACAAGAAUUCAACCACGACCGCACCGAAACUCGAUCAAAUAAAUCCAGCAGUUUACGGUAACCGGCAGUUGGAUAGAUCUCAAGGACAGAAUCGCGGUUUCAAUAAUCGUGGUUAUGGUGAAAGAGGAGGAUAUGAUCGCAUGCGCGGAAAGAAUGGUAGAGGACGAGGAAGAGGACGAGGAAGAAAGGACCAUUUAAUUGAUCAGACAGUUACUAUCGUCAAAGGUCCUUAUAAAGGCUAUAUGGGUAUUGUAAAGGAUACCACAGAAACCAUGGCAAGAGUGGAAUUGCAUACGGAUAGUAGAAUAUUGAACGUUGAGAAGGCUAAAUUAAUGAUGAAAGAUUCGAGCGGAAUUAUCCGACCAAUUGCAUCUGACUUCCAACCCAGAGAGCGCGAUCUAGAUACGUCCAGCAAUUACGGCGCAUCGUCACCUUAUUCCCCCAGUGGUUGGUCGUCAUCUCCUCGUACACCGUCCUGGGCUGGUAGCCGUACACCGGCCUAUUCCUCGGCUAUGACACCCAAUCCACACGCCGACGGCUCGCGCACGCCCGCUAUUCAUUCAAUGAAUGAUGGCUCACAAACACCGGCAUGGGACAUUGGCAGUAAAACGCCGGCAUGGAUAGGCGGAUCAAGUGAUGGAUCGCCGCGAUGGGGCGAUGGCGGGUUAACUCCUAGGUGGAAUGAUAUUUCUGCACCUACUCCUGCCCCGGAGACUCCGAGAUUUUCUGCACCGACGCCGGCGCCAGUCACACCCAAUUUCCUUGCGGCAACACCUGCUGCGGAUGGGCCGAAUUUCGUGCCAACGCCGAAGCAUCUUCCACCCACUACUCCUGAGCCUAUGACUCCAGGACUGUUUGUACCGGCGACUCCACACUUCAUACCUGCUACUCCCAUGGCUGCUGGCGGUGAUUAUGCUGAUGGGACCUUGAAUUCGGAAUAA
Molecule: messenger RNA, 2511 nt
Organism: Paraglomus occultum
Lineage: Eukaryota; Fungi; Glomeromycota; Glomeromycetes; Paraglomerales; Paraglomeraceae
Source: the annotation of a GenBank genome assembly